AUGAACAAAAGGCUAAUCUCACUCUCAUUCUCUCUGAGAAGCUCGGUCCAGCUUCACAGGCCUCCUCUCUACCACUCAAUCUCUAUCUUGUUUUACUCUUCCUCCAAACCCAAAAGGUCAAAGUUUAACUCUGUCUCCAAAGACGGAAGGUCAAAAUCAACGCCCAAAGUAGCAGUAGCUGAAUAUUUAAUCAACCAGCACCAGUUUUCCCCAGAAGCUGCUUUGAAAGCCUCAUCAUCCUAUGCUUUUCUUAAAAAUACCGCAGAGACGGAUUCGGUGCUUUCAUUCCUAAAAGAAAGCGGGUUCUCCAAAACCCAGCUAGAGGAAGUGGUUAAAAGGAUCCCGUGGAUCCUUCGUGCCAAUCUUGACACGACCAUCAAACCCAAAAUCAAGAUUUUCCAAGACUCUGGCUUUUCAGACUCCGACAUUGCGGAUGUUAUAUCCUCUGACCCCUGGAUUUUAUGGCAGAGUGCUGAUAAUCGGCUUGGUCCUGCUAUUUUAGCAUUGAAGAACAUUCUGGGCUCCAAUGCUGGUGUGCUUAAGGUUUUAAAGUUAUGUGGUUGGUAUCUCAAAUAUGACUUGGAGAAGACAGUGAUUCCCAAUAUUGAGGUUUUGAAGAGUUUGGGUAUAAGUUCGUCGCAGAUUGUCAAAUACAUUUGUCAUUUUCCCAGAUUUUAUCUGCAUACGCAGGAGAACAUUAUGGAUUUUGUUAGAAGGGUUGAUGAAAUGGGUUUCGAUAGGAAGUCCAAGUUGUUCCUAUCAGCAAUUCGGACCAUUAGUUCGAUGAGUUUGGAGACCUGGGAAAUGAAGGUGAAGCUUUUCCAGAGUUUGGGGUUUUCAGAAAAGGAUGUCUUGGUGGCGUUUAGGAGGGCUCCCCAGGUGUUUUGUAUAUCUGAGAAGAAGAUUAAGGAGGCAACAGAGAUGCUGCUCAGCUCUGGCAAGGCUGAUAUCGCAUUUAUAGUUAGUCACCCAGAGUUGCUUAUUUGUAGCGUUGAUCACAGGCUGAAACCACGACUACAAGUUAUGGAGAACCUAGAAAAGAAAAAUCUACUUAGGAAAAUACCUAGUUUGACCACAAUCUGCAAGUACACUGAUCAGAAGUUUGCUGAAAGAUUUGUUAUUCCUUAUGCAAAUGAACUUGAGGUCUAA
Messenger RNA from Prunus armeniaca (apricot), 1149 nucleotides. The record is from the annotation of a GenBank genome assembly. NCBI's taxonomy places the organism in Eukaryota, Viridiplantae, Streptophyta, Magnoliopsida, Rosales, Rosaceae.